Striga hermonthica is the source of this 1869-nucleotide messenger RNA. Lineage: Eukaryota; Viridiplantae; Streptophyta; Magnoliopsida; Lamiales; Orobanchaceae. The record is from the annotation of a GenBank genome assembly.
AUGAAGGACUGCCCGAAGCUAGGUUCCCUAUCCGCAAUUGUGGAACAACACGAGUCCAAAAAGAAGGAAGAAGAACCAACGGUGAUGGGGUCACUGCAGGUCCUAAAUGCCCUCAAAGCCAGACCCGAAUGCACCACUACUAGCAAGGGUCUUAUGUACAUGGAGGCACAAGUUAACGGGAAGACGAUGAAGGCCCUGGUGGACACAGGAGCCAGUCAUAAUUUAAUCACCAAGGAGGAGGCCACAAGGUUGGGUCUAUCUUGGACCGAAAAACCUGGAUGGUUAAAGACGGUUAAUGCUAAUGCUCGUCGACUAGAGGGAGCCGCGAGCAAUGUGGAGUUACGCUUGGGGACAUGGCAGGGAUGCGUGAAUUUUUCAAUCGCACCUAUGAACGACUUCAAAGUGGUACUCGGCAUGAACUUCUUGCGACAGGUAACAGCGAUCCCUAUGCCUUUCUUUAGUACCGUUUGCAUCUUAGAAAAGGGUUCCUCGUACAUGGUGCCAAUAAUAGAAGGAGACAGCGGGAGUCCCAGCCAACAACUCUCCGCAAUGCAACUUGCCAAGGGGGCAAAACGAGCUGAACCCACAUACGUAGCUGUGCUAAAAGAAGACAACUCUGAGGUGAAUUUCCCAAAGGUACCCGACAUCAUUCGAGGAGUCCUUGAGGAGAACAAAGAUGUUAUGCUAGCAGAGCUGCCGAGCAAGCUACCACCCAGGCAAGGAGUGGAUCACAAGAUUGAACUAGAACCAGGCACCAAGCCGUCUGCCAUGGCCCCAUACCGGCUGGUAAACUAUUAUAGCCGAUUCAUACAGGGCUAUUCGGCAAGGGCAGCACCUCUCAAUGACCUGCUUAAGAAGGGUAAGUCGUGGGUAUGGUCCGAUGAGUGCCAACGAGCCUUUGAUGACCUCAAGGUCGCGGUAGAGGACGGUCUUCUCUACACAAAAGGGAGACGUUUGUACGUGCCAAAGUGGGACGGCAUAAGGCGAGACCUCAUGAAGGAAUGCCAUGACACUAAGUGGGAAGGACACCCAGGCCAACGGAGGACAGUCGCGUUGCUCGAGAACAACUAUUUUUUGCCCCAGCUCAAGGACGAUGUGGAGACAUAUGUCAGAACUUGUCUGUCCAAGGGAUAUGGAUCAAUCAUUGUCGUCGUAGACCGAUUCUCGAAGUAUGGGACAUUCAUUUCGUGCUCCAAAGAUUGUACUGCCGAAGAAGCUGCCCGUGGAUUUUUCAAGAAUGUAGUUAAGCAUUGCGGGCUACAAAGGAGCAUCAUCAGUGACCGGGACCCGAGGUUCACAGGGCGACUUUGGACUGAACUUUUCAAACUCCUGGGGACCGAGCUCAAUUUCUCAACAAGCUUUCACUCCCAAAUAGACAGGCAUACUGAGAGGGUCAAUGCACUUCUCAAAUGCUAUUUGAGGCACUUCGAGUGCCGGGGCCAAAAAGAUGGUCAAGACUUGGGAAGAACAAGCCGACUUAGCGCGAUCAUACUUGGAAAGGGCCUGCAGAAGAAUGAAGAAGUGGGCCGACAAAAAGAGAAGACCAAGAGAGUUCUCCCAAGGAGACUUAGUCCUUGUGAAGUUGUUGCCCGAAUAGUUCAAAACCUUUCGAAGCUUGCACAAGGGACUGAUACGAAAAUACGAGAGACCUACCCAGUGAUCAAGAAAAUUGGUAACAUAGCAUAUCGGGUCGACUUAUCUCCAUCCCUUAAAAUCCAUCCCGUCUUCCACAUAAGUAUGUUAAAGCCUUAUAAAGAGGACGUGGAAGACCCAAGCCGAGGGUUAUCAUCAAGGGCACCGCCGAUCACCACCAAGUCGUUCGACAAGGAAGUGAAAGCAGUGCUCACAUCCGACAUAGUCAGGCGAUGA